AGAAUAGUUCACUAAUAAUAAAACGUCGUUUUACACCAGCUAUAUCUUCCACAAACUAAACAGGAAAAGGAAAUGACGAAAAUUAAGAAUGACCUUGAAUGUUGUUUCAACUUGUCAAUUUAGACAUAUACACACUCAGUGUAAAAAUGAAUCGUGUGAAAGAAAUGUUUUGUAGCAAAUGUCGCUACAUAAUUGCUAUUAUGGCGUUUUUAAACUGUAUUCUUAUUUACAUGAUGAGAGUUGACUUAAAUGUCACAAUUCUCGCUAUGGUUAAUGAAACAGUAGAGGAAAAGUCUAACAUCCAUAAAACGUUUUUCUGUGCAAACUCUACGGAUGACGUUCCAACCAACCAUAACAGAAUCAAUGUUGGCGAACUUAACUGGGGAAGACUAACUCAAGGGAUUGUACUGGGAGCCUUCUUCUGGGGUUAUAUUUUAACUCAAAUUCCAGGUGGAAUAUUAGCCUUCAGAUUUGGUCCUAAAUGGGUGGUGUUUGUCAGUCUUGCUGGAUGUGGAAUCAUUGAAUUCUGUAUACCGCCUGCAGCACGUAGCCAUGUUGAAAUUUUAAUCUUUUUACGUAUAGCAGAAGGUCUUUUUCAGGGGGUUAUGAUGCCUAAUAUGGCUUGCUUAGUUGCAAUUUGGUCACCGCCAUCUGAAAAAAGUCGAUUUACUGCAUUCGUCUUCUCGGGUAUUAUAUUUGGUACUGUCCUUGGUCAAACAGCAGCUGGUAUCAUUUCACAACCGAGAGCAAUUCAUUCACCUCUAGAAACUAAACCAAUUUAUGUCUCCUACUGGUAUAAUGUACAUUACCUGUUUGGUGUAAUUGCGUUAAUAUUUUCACUACUUUGGAUUAUUCUUGUUUACAACAGUCCAGAAAAUCAUCCAUGGAUUGGUGAAAAGGAAAAACACUUUCUGACCGAUCAGUCACCUGGAGCUUUUAGUAGAAAUAGACUACAAUCCAGUCAGUCGGUAGUGAAACCAUCAAUGGCAUCAUUCGCCUAUUCAUCAAGAAGUUUAGAUACUUUAUCCAUCGAUUUGGAUAUCAUACAAAAACGUUAUGUACCUUGGCGAAAAAUAUUUCAAUCACGUCCAGUAUGGGCGAUUUUAAUUUGUCAUGUUUGUUAUAACUGGGCCUUCUACACUUUAAUUACUGGUAUGCCAACAUAUAUGUCACGUGUACUAGGCUUUAGUAUUGCUGAAAACGGUCUAUUGUCAUCUAUCCCGUAUAUUGCGCAAUCAGUUGUCAGCUUUAUCGUCGCCUACUUUUCUGAUCUGUUCAUUAUGAAGCGAUAUCUAUCCACAACUUGGGUACGUAAGAUAAAUAACCUGAUCGCUUUAGGUGGACUUGGUUUCAGUUUGAUAUGUGUUUCAAUUGUUGGAUGUAAUCGAACAAGUGCUGUGGUUUUAUUCUCUGUUACUAUUGGUCUGAUGGGAUUCUCAUUCGCUGGUUAUGGGUCGAAUUCUUUAGAUUUAGCACCAAUUUACAGUGGUAAUAUUAUUUCAAUAACGAAUACUGCAGCAACAUUACCUGGUAUUUUAGGACCUUUAGUGUUUGGUUAUUUGACAAGAGAAAGCUCAAGUGUUCAUAACUGGUUAUUUGUAUUCAGUAUCACUGCUGGCAUAGCUUGGUUCGGUGCAUUAAUGAAUUUAUGGAUGACAAGUGGAGAGAUCCAACCAUGGAGUAAACUACCGAAUGCUACAGACAACCAAAAUCACAAUCAUAUUAGUAAUAAUAAUACCAAUAAUGAUCAUAGAAAUAUUCAGAUGACUCGUCCGUCAUCCAUAAACAUCGACGCAAACAUGACUCAACACAUCUCAGCGGAAAUGUUCGAUUAGGUAGAAAAUGAAGUCAGGAAUACUUUCUACAGAGGCUUUCUCAUCUUCACAACAUCAUUUUCUCCUCUUUUCUUUGUUUCAUGAAGGAGUAUUAAAUGAUGAACACGUGUGCUUUGCUUGUAUCUUCUACCUUCAAUUCCCUCCCAAGUUAUUCUUCUGUAAAUUAUAUCCUUCCAAGUUACUCUUCUCUCCAAAUAUCACAUUCAUUAUUAUUAUAAGCAGCAUUUAUUGAUUUUCAGAAAUUCUAUUCCAUUAUUUUCCGAUAGAUUGACAUUCAGCGGACUAACUUCAUCAAAUAACACUACACACUCUGGGGUAUUCUUCUUCCGAAACAUCAUCUCCUCUCUUAUUUAAACGAUAAUAUGACAAUAAGCAUAUACAUACAGAACAAGAAAUUACUGAUUUGAGGGAAGAUGGCAGACGUAAUCUACUUGACAGGCACACUGUUGAUACUCUCUUCAUUAUAAAGUCCUAUAUUCUAGGUCAAAUAAGACGACAGUCGAAUUAUCUGUCAUUGUGAUUGAUACUACUUAUAUGGUGUAGUUUUUAACCAUUUCAGUAGUAUGCUUCCAGUAUGUUCUGUGUUCUAUUCAAACGAUACACUUCGUCUCUCUGAAAAAAUGUCUAUGACUUUUAACUAAUAAAAACCUGGCUAUUUUCAUUCUUUUAUUUAUAUAUAAUUAACUUCUUAUCCCGUAUUUUUGAUAAUGAUUUAAAAAAAUAAGCGAUUAAUAAUAAUCAUGAGUGUUUUUUGUGUUAUUUUAUUUAUAUUACUUUUAAACUAGUCAGUAACUUAAAAUUCCUUUAAAAUAAUUACAGGAAACAAGUAAA
Molecule: messenger RNA, 2666 nt
Organism: Trichobilharzia regenti
Lineage: Eukaryota; Metazoa; Platyhelminthes; Trematoda; Strigeidida; Schistosomatidae
Source: the annotation of a GenBank genome assembly